UUAGCUCUUAGCUUACAUAACAGCCACAAAAUAAGCAAUUUUCGCUGUUUUUACGCGGUUCAUGCUGACAUUUAUCUGAAAGUUAGCAAUUUACAGUAUGUUGGCUUUUUCACACACGCAUAUUCUUUACUUAACUAACUUCCAAGGAGGCAAUGUUCGCUUUUUGGCGGUAUUCCGUUUCUAAUUAGUGGCUAACCUAUCUGGACUGCUAACCAAAACGUUUCUGUAUAAGAUCACAUUUUUCGAAAAUCUUAAUCAUUCUCAACCCUAUCAUGGAAGAAAUAGCAGGAGGAAGCAGUGCCAUCUUAAAUUCAACAGAGGACGAGGAAGACUCAUCCGAGAUUUUAUUGAGUGUUUUGGCUCAACAGGGCCAAGUGGGCCUCUGUUUCUAUGACACCAAAGACUCGUCGAUCCACUACAUGGUGGAUACACCAGAUAACCAUGAGCUACACUUGUUGGCCAGAGUCAUCCAGGAGAUUUGUCCUCAAGUGAUUAUCACCAGCGCAAAGCAGGAGCGCUGCAUGACCCGCUUCCUGAUCCAACUUGGUUCAAACCCAGAUUACAAACCAGAGGUCGUUAUUUAUCCGUAUCUUGAUUUUGGUCUGGAACUCGGUAAAACAAGGCUGCUUUCAGCCCAUCUGCCUUUCCUCUCUGCCUCCAUCUCAGAGAGAGAUAAGAUGGCCUAUCUCUCCUCCUGUAUCUCCUUUGAUUCACCCCUCAUGCUGAGAGCACUUGGGGCUCUUCUAAAAUGUCUGGACAGGAGGAGAGUGGGAGUUGAGCUGGAAGACAGCAGUGUUGCCGUUCCUAUCCUGCACUUCAAUGCCUACACACUUAAGGGUGUGGUAUACAUUGACAGGGAUGCAUACAGUGUUCUACAGAUCUUCAAAUCAGAGCUUCACCCAUCAGUGUAUAAGCUUCAUUCGGGUGAAAAAGAAGGAUUCAGUCUUUAUGGAAUACUGAACUGCUGCAGUUGCAGAUUUGGAUCCAAACUGCUACGUCGGUGGUUCCUGCGGCCAACAGUGGACCUCGCUGUGUUGCGCAGGCGACAAGAAGUCAUCCGCUUCUUCACAUCACCUCGGAAUUCAGACUUCUUGAACACUUUGCGGGCGUCACUACGUAACAUCAGAAACAUUCCAACCCUUCUGCGCAGGAUGUCUCUCUCACACACUAAAGUGACAGACUGGCAGAGUCUCUACAAGACGGUGUGCAAUGCAAUUUGUAUCAGAGACACAGUAUGUCAUCUUCCUCAGUCUAUUCAGCUCUUCCGGGACAUCAGCGAAGGCCUCGGUGAUGACCUCCAACACAUCGCCUCCCUCAUCAGCCGCGUGGUGGACUUUGAAACCAGCGUAGUUGAGAAUCGCUUCACCAUCAAACCAAACAUUGACCCGGCAAUUGAUGAAAAAAAAAGGCAGAUGGCGGGCUUGUCUGACUUUUUGACAGACGUUGCGAGAAGAGAGCUGGCACACCUGGAUGCCAGCAUCCCCUCAUGCUGCGUCAUCUACAUCCCUCUGAUUGGGUUCCUCCUCUCUGUCCCGCGGCUGCCUACCAUGGUGGAGAAAGAAGACUUUGAGUUAGAGGGGCUUGAGUUCAUGUUUCUAUCAGAGGAUCGCCUGAACUACCGAAGCCAGAGGACCAAGGAGCUCGACGACCUCCUGGGAGAUUUGCACUGUGACAUUCGAGACAUGGAGACAACAGUUAUGACUCAGCUGCAGAACGCCAUCCUAGAGAGGAGCACUGCCCUAUAUAAGGUUCUGGACCUGGCAGCUGAGCUUGACUGUCUAAUGGCAUUGAGUAAAGCUUCCCAGGAGUAUGGCUACACCUCACCCAAGCUAAUCACCCGCAAGGCAAUAGCGAUCGAUCAGGGCAGACACCCGCUGUUGGAGGUGUGUUCUCCUGUGUUUGUGGCCAACUCGUUUGAGAGCCCCGAGUCACGGGGUAGAAUCAAGAUUAUCACUGGGCCCAACUCAUCUGGAAAGAGCAUCUACCUAAAGCAGGUUGGUCUGAUUGUGUUCAUGGCUCUCAUCGGCUCUGAUGUGCCAGCCAAGGGUGCGGAGAUAUGCCUGGUGGACGCAAUAUUUACUUGCAUGCCAGGCAGAGAGUCUGUUUCUGUGGGCCUCAGCACCUUUAUGAUUGACCUUAACCAGAUGUCGCAAACACUCAACAGCAGCACCGGCAACUCAUUAGUCCUCAUCGAUGAGUUUGGAAAAGGGACAAACACCGUGGAUGGCUUGUCAUUGUUGGCUGCAACCAUCUCCCACUGGCUGAAGAAAGCUCCGGUAGACAUUCCUCACAUCCUGCUGGCCACUAACUUUCACAGUCUGCUGCAGCUGGGCCACUUACCCACUUCCACCAUGCUAUCUCUUCUGACGCUUGAGACGGCAAUAGAUGGGGAUGAGCUGGUGUUUCUUCACCAAUUGAAGGAGGGCAUCUGCCAAUCCAGUUACGCUGCCAAUGUGGCGAGGCUGGCUGGUCUGCCUGCCAACAUUGUACAGAGAGGGAUGGAAGUGUCUGAGCUCUACAGGACAGGAAGAGCCAUCAAACGUGUUGACAGUGUGUCAUCAGACGAGCAGGCCAAUAGAUACAGGACUGUGGUAGAGAGAUUUAUGAGCCUGGACCUGGAGGAUGACAAUCUGGAUGUGCAGCGCUUCAUGAAAGAGGGGGUUCUGCCCUCUGCUGGACAGCGGCAGAAUACCUGACCUGUCCUGCAUCCCCGAAUGAGGUUCCAAAUACUAGACAAGAAUUCUGAUAUAUUUUCGUAGUUACCGUUCAUUUUGUUUUAUAAAAUAUUUGAAGUUGUUGUACUUAA
Messenger RNA from Hippocampus zosterae (dwarf seahorse), 2806 nucleotides. It is a transcript of the gene msh5, whose product is annotated as mutS homolog 5. The transcript is spliced from 24 exons. NCBI's taxonomy places the organism in Eukaryota, Metazoa, Chordata, Actinopteri, Syngnathiformes, Syngnathidae. Gene Ontology annotation, cellular component: nucleus. Gene Ontology annotation, molecular function: ATP binding; ATP-dependent DNA damage sensor activity; mismatched DNA binding. Bases 273 to 2696 code for a protein of 807 amino acids. Gene Ontology annotation, biological process: mismatch repair; chiasma assembly. The record is from RefSeq and is a predicted model, not a curated record.